AACCAUUUCAACCCCAGCACACCACACCUCCUCUAAUUCCAGCAGCAAACCUCAAAUCAGUCAUCAGAAUUCCACACUCAAAGCUUCAAUGCUCUUGACUCUCAGAAAAACCACACUGCACUUUGUUUCCAAGAUUACACUUUUCUCAUUUCCAAGACUCCACCUUUCAACCCUUUCUCCUUCAUCUUCAUCCCUUUACCAAAACCCCACAAAAACCCUUUCUCAAUCAGACAUCAAGAACCUCAUCCUCUCUCAUUAUCACCAUGGCAAGUUCCAUAGCCUGCUUCAAAACGUCGUCGCUUUACCCUCUUUCCUCCUCACAGCUUGUCACAAUCUCAAACCAAAUGACAAGAAUACCCUCACUCUGGAUUCUGUCUCAACCUAUUUUUUCUCACUUCAAGAACUCUCCUUUCAGCUAUCUACAAACCAAUUUGAUGUCAAAGAUUGCUGCUUUAUCAUCCCUUCAUCUUCAUUGAAAGGUAAAUCACUUGUGCUUCCUAAUUUGAAGCUUAAAGUAGUUAUUGAAGCUGUUAGAAUGGUUCUUGAAGCUAUAUAUAAUGAUAGAUUUGUGACAUUUUGUUAUGGUGGACGUGUUAAUAUGGGAAGACAUACCGCUAUUCGUUACCUUAAAAACUCUGUUGAGAACCCCAGUUGGUGGUUUACUGUUUGUUUGAAUACUGCAAAGUUUGAAAAUAAGCAUGUUGAUAAGCUGUGUAGGGUUAUGGAAGAGAAAAUUAGUGAUGAAGCAUUGAUUAGUUUGAUAAAAGUGUUGUUUGAGUCUGAAAUAGUGAGUAUUCAACUGGGUGGUUGUUAUUUAGGUAGAGGGCUACCUCAAGAAUGUGGGUUGAGUUCAAUUUUGAUUAACAUUUACUUUGAUAGUUUCGAUAAGGAGAUUCAAGAACUAAGGCUUAAAACGAGUCGGGAGAAUCCUAGAGUUGAUGAGGGAUAUCAGGGGAAUGCUUUCUAUAAGCCGUUGAAGAUAUAUGCAGUUAGAUAUUUGGAUGAGAUAUUGGUUAUCACGUCGGGGACAAAGAUGAUGACUUUGGAUUUGAAGGGUAGGCUUGUGCAGAUUCUUGAGAAAAAUAUGGAAUUCAGUAUUGAUAAGGUUAAGACUGUUAUUCAUAGUGCUACUUCUGAGAAGAUAGAAUUUUUGGGGAUGGAGCUUCAGGCAGUUAAGCCAUCUGUCUUGCACCCGCCAAUGUCACAAAAGGCGAUUAGGGCGAGGAAAAAGUACCUCCGACAGAAAGAAGUUAGAGCCUUGGAGUUGAGAAAUGCUAAGGAGAGUAAUAGGAAGAAAUUGGGGAUGAAGAUAUUCAGUCAUGUAAUUAAGAAAAUGAAGCGUGCCAAUGGUUUUAAAACUGAUUUCCAGAUUGAGAGUGAAGUCAAUCAAAUCUUUGAUUCUUGGGCUGAAGAGGUAAUGCAAGACUUUUUGGAAUCUGUCGAUGAUCGUUGGGAAUGGCACCGGAUGCUCUCAGCUGGGGACUUCCUCUCUUUGAAAAGGAUCAGAGAUCAACUGCCCCGUGAACUCGUGGAUGCUUAUGACAACUUUCAAGAGCAAGUUGACCGGUACUUAAAUCCCGUCAAAGCAAAAAGGAUGUUAGAGGAACAAGUAAAGAUAGCGGAGGAAGAAGAGGAAAGGAAAUACUCUGAUGAGACGGUGGCAGACCUGACUAAGUUAUGCAUAAAAGUCGAGGCACCCUUAGAAAUUGUUAGGAAGGCAGUCAAACUGGUUGGAUUUACAAAUCAUAUGGGUCGUCCUAGACCGAUUAGUGUACUUAUGGUUCUUGAAGAUGCUGAUAUCAUCAAGUGGUAUGCUGGUAUUGGGAGAAGGUGGCUUGAUUUCUUUUGCUGCUGCCACAAUUUCAGAACGUUGAAGAUUAUAGUAUCUUAUCAUUUAAGAUUCUCGUGCAUCUUGACUUUAGCGGAGAAGCAUGAAUCCUCAAAGAAGGAAGCAAUCAGACAUUACACCAAGGAUCUGAAAGUUUCUGAUGUUGAUGGGGUUGAAGAAAUGUAUUUUCCCACAGAAAGGGAAGUCAAAAUGAUGGGAGAUAACCAUCUCAUUGAUCCAAAGCCUGUGGAUGGUUCUCUGGGGAUGGCAUUGAUUAGAUUAGCUUCUGAUGAGCCCUCUUACCGCUGUGCUGCUCAUUUUUGUGACAGAAGAGAUGCUAUUGUCUACCGGAUUAGGUUGCUUAAGAAUCUUCUUAAUUUGGAUCCGUUUGAUCGAAGUAAGUGGAUUCCGGGAAUGGGUGCUAUACACGAGAAUUUGAACAAGAGAUGCAUUCCUUUAUGCUCUGAUCAUAUUAGUGAAUUGUACUUAGGUAGACUAACUUUGCAAGACACUGAUUGUGCUUCUCUUUUGCAUGUGGAUUAGUUGAUGUCCGACAUUAGUGUUGGAGUGACAUCAAGAAUGCUGUAAAUUACAGUAUUUAUACAAUGAAAAUACACCUCAAGGUUGAAAGAGUAGAUUGAGCAGAACCAAAAACCAGGUAAACUGUAAAGGCAUAUUUAUCCAAUUUUAGCUAGAAUGAAGCUCUCUUAUGUUGGUGUUUUCUUCUUCAUCUUUUCUCGUCGAAUAGUGUAAACCGAACUUGUACU
Solanum dulcamara is the source of this 2595-nucleotide messenger RNA. RefSeq names its product nuclear intron maturase 3, mitochondrial. Lineage: Eukaryota; Viridiplantae; Streptophyta; Magnoliopsida; Solanales; Solanaceae. Gene Ontology annotation, biological process: mRNA processing. The transcript is spliced from 2 exons. The record is from RefSeq and is a predicted model, not a curated record. The coding region runs from base 89 to 2371 and encodes 760 amino acids.